UUGAAGCGUAUUGGACGGUGCUCAGGUGUCACAUACGAAUCGAGACCAGCCGUAACGCGUGUGCCGUAGCUCAUUGAGCAGUACAAUAGCCGUAACCGCAACCGCAGCCGCAACCGUCUCUGGCAAUCGACAGCGACGACGACGCUUAUCAGCUUUGCCAAAGAGUAAUUUGUGAUACCUGUCCGUUUUGUAUUGGGUUGUAGCAGCGCUACGAGCUUAAGUGGUGUUAAUUUUUUUAUUAAUUAUUAUCGUAUUUAUUGCCAACCAAAGUGAAGUGCGAAUUAUUUCAAGUGUUUUGCCAUUAACCAAUAAAUUACAAUACGCGAACCAAACAAAUUGCACAUUACAAAAUAACAACAACAAUAAAGAAGCGAAAGAAGCAAUUGCAUCGCUCGCUGUGACCAGUGGGCCAGAGAUAAUACGUUUUCGUACAAAUUUUUUUUUAAUAGACUGUGCAUGUCUUGAUAGGCGAGUGUUUGUGAUUUACAAACCAUUAGGCGCUAUCAACAACACAUUAGACAAAUUGCUAAAUUAGCUGCUGGCGCAGUGUCACGCAGCGCUCGCGAAUUGCGAUACAGUUCGAUUGGCGUUAGUACUCUCAAAUAUACAAUAUUGCUUUAGUAUGAGUAGAAUAAACCAAAUACUUGAAUCCGAUACUCCAAGAUAUCCGAAAUAAUCACAAAAACAAUUAUUCGUACGCUCUUCACGCUCACCUCGCUCUCUUAGCUCUGAUAAGCUCUGGCUCUGGCUGCCUGACUGACUGACUGACUGAGUCAAUGUGUGUGCGUUCGUUUAUGGCCCCAGUGCGUAGUUCUCCCAGGAGCCUAAUCUUUUAGCUAAGCAGUCUUGGGACUCAGUCAUCCAAGUCAUUUGAAGCAAGUAAAAAUGCUGACGCCCUGAACGAGAGCAACAAGUGCAGACAGUAUGAAUUCGCAAUAUAAUGCCAGCAAUCGUACGAGUUCGUUUCGUUCCAAUCAUGAGCAUGUCCAGACGACGCUCAAUGAAAGGAACUGGGAGUGGUCUUAUCUAGUGCGAAAAUGUCGCAAUCUGGAACUGGAGGAGUCAUAUGAUUUAUAUAUGCGCCGCCUUCGGAUUGGCUAUUUGUCCAUUUUCAUCUUUAUCCAGAUGCUCGUCACCUGCACGCACGCCCUGGUGCUGCUAACCUCAUCGGAUCUGACCUAUGCCUAUGUGGACAUGAUCACCUAUCUGGUAACGGCCGUCCUCAUUUGGCUAAUACUCUCGGUCAACUUUCGCAACGAGCUGAUCAGCAAACACGGCUGGUUGGUCUAUGCCUCCUCCUGGCUGGCUGUAUCCAUCUUGGUGCUCAUGGAUAUUGGACUGAAUGUCUAUCAUGCCACCAGCAACAAUGACAUCCUUAAUCCCAUCUAUGAUGCAUAUACUCUAUAUGCCAUCUAUAUGUUCAUGCCCAUUCCGCAUGUGCUGCAGCCCUUCAUUUUGGGCACCGCCGUCACCAUCUGCUAUAUAAUCAACUAUAGCUUUGUCAUCUCCGCCAAGGAGGCCAAUCAAAUGCACAGCAUAUUCAACGAGGCCAUCUACUUGAGCUGCGUCAAUUUCUUGGGCAUCUUCUUCCGACUGAUGCGGGAUAUUGCGCUGCGCACUACCUUCCUGGAUCGGCGUCAGUAUGUGGAGGAGAACCUAUUGCUGCGCUAUGCGAGAGAUCAGGAGCGCAGCUUGCUGCUGAGCAUUCUGCCCGCCCAGAUUGCUGAUCGCCUGCAGGAGGAUGUGCGCAAUCGCAUUGAACGCUCCAAGCAGCAACAUCAUCAGCGACCCGGCAUUAAUCAUGGCUGUAGCAACAAUAGUCAAGCCUUGAGGCGUUGGCGUCAACCAGAUCAUGGCACUCUGUUCAUCGAACCACACAAGGAUGUCACCAUUCUUUAUGCGGAUGUGGUGAACUACACCCACCUGACCACGACGCUGGAUGUUAAGAAACUGGUGGAGGCGCUGCAUGAUCUCUUCGUGCGCUUCGACAUUGCCAGUGAGGAGUACAACGUGCUGCGCAUCAAGUUCUUGGGCGAUUGCUACUACUGCGUCGCGGGCUUGGCCAGUCCCAACGAGGAUCACGCCAAGUGCUGCGUGGAUCUGGGCCUGCGCAUGAUCAAGGACAUACGCGAUGUUAGGGAGAAGCGAAAUCUGAAUAUUGAUAUGCGCAUUGGCGUUCAUUCCGGCGACGUGCUGUCCGGCGUCAUUGGCGCUUCCAAAUGGCAGUUCGACAUCUGGUCCAAGGAUGUGGACAUCGCAAACCGACUGGAGGCCACAGGUGCCACAGGACGUGUACAUGUGAGUCAACAGACGUUGCGACUGCUGGACGGCGAAUACUUCUACGAGGAUGGCACGGAGAAGGCACGCGAGGAUCCAGUGCUGCAGAAGCACGACAUACGCACAUUCCUCAUCAAAUCAUUGCGCGCCCCCAUGCAUGAUCCGCGUCGCGUGCAGCGUGAGCGCCAGGCCAAAAAGCUGAGCGAGGCCAGCAAAUCCAAUUUCAUGUACAACUCGACGCUGCAGCAGUACAAUCAAGUACGUAACCAGGCCAAGCUGGAGAUGUGCCGGGAGCUGGACAAAAUGCCCAUCGGUCGCAUACAGAUCACUAAGAUUUGCAGACGAUCCACCAACCUCACCCAAGACGAAAUCGAGGAAGAGACCUUCAGACGCAACAUUAGCUCCUUCUGCCUGCUCUUUCGCAUACGCAACUGGGAGAUACAGUACAUCCGAGAGCCGGAUGUCAUGCUAAAGUACAGCAUAGUCCUGGCUUGGUUUGUCUACAUAUGCCUACUGUCCAUUCAGCUGCUCAGCAAAGAUCCCAAAUAUCACUACUGGAUCCUUGAUGGCGUCACUAUAUCUGUGCUUACCGCAAUGCUAAUCAUCUCCUGGUAUAAGAAAAUUUGGAUUAUGUACUUCUCCGACACGGAACAGUUGCUGCCACAAUAUAAGCUCAGUCGAAUGCUCUACAAAAUGUCCGAUUUCAUGCAGCGCAGCAUUGGCAUACGCCUCACUGUUUACAUCCUCGUCGUAGUCUCCUGCAUUGUUGUGACCGCCAUGCAAGUGCUCGACUGUGGACCAAAAAGAGAUGAAGAACUUAUACAAUGCUUCCACCCUUGGAUUCUGACCAAUUGCGUUACUCUACUGAUUGGCACCGCCUUUCUGUUCACGCGCAUUCCGUUCGUUGUCAAGACAACUGUCGCUGUGCUCAUCACGGUCGCCUAUACGGUGCUGGUGGUCUAUGAGUUUGAGCAUAUCUUUGACGGCAGUCCUCCGACGAAUGUUAAUCUCAAUGCAAAAUAUUCGCACUUUCUGCUCAUCUUCAUAACGCUGGGCAUUUUUCAUUUAAUGGAACGGCAAACGGAAUUUAUAGCUAAAGUGGACUACAACUGGAAGCGGCAACUGAUGCAGAAGCAGGACGACGCCUUAAUUACGAAUGAUACGAUCAAGGUGCUGCUGGUGAAUAUAUUGCCCUCGCACGUGGCCGACUUCUACCUAUCCACGCAGCUGCAGAAUGAGCUCUACUACGAGGAGUACGACAAUGUGGCAGUGAUGUUUGCCUCGAUCAAAAACUUUGAUACCGACAAGAUCGGCCUGCGCGUGCUCAACGAGAUCAUAUGUGACUUUGAUGAUGUGCUGAACAAGUAUUCGACUAGUCUGCGCGUGGAGAAGAUCAAGGUGGCCAACUGGACCUAUAUGGCCGCCUGUGGCCUGGACGUCACUCGCUCCGAGCAGGUGAAUGCGCCGCAGGUGAAAUUCCGUAAUGUCUCGCUAAUGCCCAAUGGACGACGCAGUCAGUAUCGCAAUCUGGGCUCCGAGCAGCUGCAGCGCGUGCCCUAUGGCAGUGGCAAUACGCUGGCCCUGGACAUGGAGCGUGGACAGUACGAGGGCAAUGUGAUAAGCAGCACGCCCAGGCUGAGCAGCACUGAAAAUGAUAGUGAGCGCAGCAACGACGAGGUGGUCAAGGUGAUGGCCAAUUUCGCAUUGGACCUGAUGCGAGCCAUGCGACGCUUCAAUGCCGAGAAUAUGCAGUCGGAGUAUGAGGGCAGCACGGACUACGGCAUGCUGCGCAUUGGCAUCUCGCAUGGACGAGCUAUGGCCGGUGUUGUGGGCAUAUCGAAGCCACACUACGACAUCUGGGGCAAUCCGGUGAACAUGGCCUCGCGCAUGGACUCAACAGGUAUUCCGGGCAAGAUACAGGUGACCGAGAAUACCGCUCUGAAGCUGCGCAACUUCAAUAUUCAGUGCAAUUACCGGGGCAAAACAUUCGUCAAGGGGCGUGGCAACAUACCCACCUACAUACUGGGCACCGACGACGAAUACAAAGGCUUCCUGCCCCACCAGCCAGCGCCAGCGCCAGCGCAGGAAAAUAGUUAAAUUAUAAACAAAUAUUUAUGUAAAUAAAUUUGUAUAA
Drosophila mojavensis is the source of this 4411-nucleotide messenger RNA. It is a transcript of the gene ACXD, whose product is annotated as adenylyl cyclase X E. Gene Ontology annotation, biological process: adenylate cyclase-activating G protein-coupled receptor signaling pathway; cAMP biosynthetic process; intracellular signal transduction. Gene Ontology annotation, molecular function: adenylate cyclase activity. Lineage: Eukaryota; Metazoa; Arthropoda; Insecta; Diptera; Drosophilidae. The transcript is spliced from 14 exons. Bases 925 to 4374 code for a protein of 1149 amino acids. The record is from RefSeq and is a predicted model, not a curated record.